This is a messenger RNA of Fukomys damarensis (Damara mole-rat), 767 nucleotides long. It is a transcript of the gene Map1lc3a, whose product is annotated as microtubule associated protein 1 light chain 3 alpha. Gene Ontology annotation, molecular function: ubiquitin protein ligase binding. The transcript is spliced from 2 exons. Gene Ontology annotation, biological process: autophagosome assembly; autophagy of mitochondrion; cellular response to nitrogen starvation. The record is from RefSeq and is a predicted model, not a curated record. NCBI's taxonomy places the organism in Eukaryota, Metazoa, Chordata, Mammalia, Rodentia, Bathyergidae. Gene Ontology annotation, cellular component: autophagosome membrane; cytosol; autophagosome. The annotation marks the transcript as partial.
CCGCGCCCGGGGCUCACGGUCUCCCACCCGCCCCACUCCCAGGUGAUCAUAGAACGCUACAAGGGUGAGAAGCAGCUCCCCGUGCUGGACAAGACCAAGUUCCUGGUCCCCGACCAUGUCAACAUGAGCGAGUUGGUCAAGAUCAUUCGGCGCCGCCUGCAGCUGAACCCCAUGCAGGCCUUCUUCCUGCUGGUGAACCAGCACAGCAUGGUGAGCGUGUCCACGCCCAUCGCAGACAUCUAUGAGCAGGAGAAAGAUGAGGACGGCUUCCUGUACAUGGUCUACGCCUCCCAGGAGACCUUCGGCUUCUGAGCCAGCAGUAGGGGGGUUGGCCUGGGAGUGGGGGGCUGGGAUGGGCUUUGCCCAAGGAGCCCCUGCCUCCUGAACUGAGCUGUCUCGCCCCUGGUGGGCUGGGCAGGGCAGGGAUGUGGCCUCUAGCUAGCUGGCACCAACCAGCCUGCUCUGCCCCUGGGGGUGUCCUGGACCAGUUAUGUUAGGGUGACCCGACUGGGUGCUGGCUGGGUUGGGGGAGGGUGGGGAGCAGCCCCCGGCACCCCCGCUGUGGUUUGUCUUUUUAGGCCCUUGCCUGUCUGCCCACCUGCCCCUCACCCACCUGAGGCUCUGCCCCCUGCCUGGACCUGCCUACCCCUGAAAGACUGGCCCUUGGCUCCCCUCAUAUCCACCAUCACCACAUGGUAUACGGAUCUGUGGUCAUUGUCCCUCUGCAGAAUAAAGAUUGCGUAGGCCUGCCUGGCCCUUUGCCUCCA